Messenger RNA from Gracilinanus agilis (Agile Gracile Mouse Opossum), 673 nucleotides. It is a transcript of the gene MEA1, whose product is annotated as male-enhanced antigen 1. Gene Ontology annotation, biological process: spermatogenesis. The transcript has 4 exons. NCBI's taxonomy places the organism in Eukaryota, Metazoa, Chordata, Mammalia, Didelphimorphia, Didelphidae. The record is from RefSeq and is a predicted model, not a curated record. The coding region runs from base 56 to 580 and encodes 174 amino acids.
UCCCCGGAAGUCGGGGUGCGGGUUCGGCCGCGGGCUCGGAGCAGCCCGGGCCUGCAUGGCAGCAGUGGUUCUGGGGGAAGAUAAGAUGGGUCCUGAGCGGAUCUUCCCAAACCAGAAUGAGGAUCUGGGGCAGCAUCAGGGCCCUACAGAGGGCACAGGUGACUGGAGCAGUGAAGAACCUGAGGAAGAGCCUGAAGAUUUGGGGCCAGGCCCAACAGACUAUUCCUACCAGCCUCUAAACCAGGAUCCUGAGCAAGAAGAAGUAGAGCUAGCACCAGUGGAAGCCAUUGAAGAUGCAGUCACUGACAUUCAGGAGCGUAUCCAGGCCCUAGGACUGCACCUGCCUGAUCCUCCUGUAGAGAGUGAAGAUGAGGAAGAGGAGGGAGCCGUAGCAUUGAGCAGCAGAAGCUCUAUACCCAUGGACCCAGAACAUGUGGAGCUGGUGAAACGGACAAUGGCUGGAAUAAGUCUACCUGCCCCAGGAGUCCCUGCUUGGGCCCAGGAGAUUUCAGAUGCCCAGUGGGAAGAUGUGGUACAGAAGACUCUCCAAGCUCGACAGGCAACCUCUACGUGGAAGUGACUACCACUGAGAACUGCCUCGUUUCUUUUUUCCCUAAUUUCAGACCUAAGACCACCUCAGUGCACAACUAGAUAAAUCUCUGGUCCCAAAUUA